Messenger RNA from Phascolarctos cinereus (koala), 1344 nucleotides. RefSeq names its product death effector domain containing 2 (gene DEDD2). Gene Ontology annotation, molecular function: protein binding; DNA binding. The record is from RefSeq and is a predicted model, not a curated record. Gene Ontology annotation, cellular component: nucleolus. Gene Ontology annotation, biological process: extrinsic apoptotic signaling pathway via death domain receptors; regulation of apoptotic process; apoptotic process. Lineage: Eukaryota; Metazoa; Chordata; Mammalia; Diprotodontia; Phascolarctidae.
CCGAGCCGGGGACCAAUUUGAGUCUGCCCUGCCGAGGGGCCCCCUGCCUCCCUUUGGGAAGGGGGAUGAGUCAGGGUGGGCGGGGACAGAGGAGACCUCCCUCCCACCUUCCCGGAGUGGCCACAGCCCUCCUCCCUGUGCCCCGGGCAGCUGCACCCAAGAAGCCACAAGCCCCACAUCCGGAGCCUCUCCAGCAUCUCCUCUCCUCGUCUCCCCUAGACCACCCUCCCCAACCUGCCCCGAUGGUGGGGCCCCGGGGGCCGUGCAGCCCCUGCUGGGAGGAGGAUGCGUGUCUAGACUAUUACGGGCUGCAGUCCCUGCACCGCAUGUUCCAGGUGGUGGGCGCCCAGCUGGCUGAGCAGGAGCUGUCCGUGCUCUCCUUCCUGCUGGACGAGGCUCUGCCAGCACCCGAGGAUGGGGAGCCCAGCCUGGCCCCAGUGGGGGGCCUGGGCCGGCCUCCGGCCCGCUCUGGCCUGGAGCUUCUGCUGGAGCUGGAGAGGAGGGGCCAGUGUGACGAGGCCCACCUGGGGCCACUGAUGCAGCUGCUGCGGGUGCUGGCCCGGCAAGAUCUGCUGCCCAGGCUCUCGCUCAAGCGGGCCCGCCCAGUGUCCCCUGAGCGCUAUGGCUGUGGUCCUUCUGGGUCAGACGAGAGGCCGGAGGGUAGCUGUUUGGGCUCGGCCAGCAGAACUUCGCAAAGGGCCCAGUGGGAGGCAGGUUCACCUCCUGGGAAGAGGCAGAGGAGAAGUCUGGGCCGAUCCAGUGCCGGAGGGAGACGGCGGCGGGGACCCCACGGAGCUUCGAGGUCGAAAAAUCCUGUGUCGUCUCCUGCUGCAAACAAAGUGACCUGCGACAUCCGCCUCCGAGUGCGGGCCGAGUACUGCGAGCACGGGGCAGCCCUGGCUCAGGGUGUGGUCUCCCGGCGGCCCCAGUCUGUGGCCCGCCAGCUGGACCUGUUUGGGCAGGCCAUGGCAGUGCUGAAGUCCAGGGACCUGGGUUCCGUGGUGUGUGACAUCAAAUUCUCUGAGCUGUCUUACCUGGAUGCUUUUUGGGGGGACUACCUCAGUGGGGCCCUGCUCCAGGCCCUGCGUGGUGUCUUCCUGACCGAGGCCCUUCGAGAAGCUGUGGGCCGGGAGCCGAUUCGCCUGCUGGUCAGUGUGGACGAGGGGGAUUAUGAGGCCGGCCGCCGUCGCCUGCUGCUGUGGGGUGGCCGUCCCCCCGGGGCAACGCAGGCCCUGCCACCCCGCUGACUCUGGACUCUGCCCAGGGCACUGCUGGUUGCUGCCCUUGGACACCCGGGGAGGGGGCAUUGCUGCUGCCCCGCCCCCCCCACCCUGCCCCUCCAGA